Acanthocheilonema viteae is the source of this 681-nucleotide messenger RNA. The record is from the annotation of a GenBank genome assembly. NCBI's taxonomy places the organism in Eukaryota, Metazoa, Nematoda, Chromadorea, Rhabditida, Onchocercidae.
AUGGAAAAAAUAUAUAAUCAAACCGUAAAACGAUUUUCACACAUGCCUUUGCCGACGGGUGGGAAAAGUGUUUUCGUUGGUUGGUACAAGGAGUUGUUAGGUUGUGGUGUGAGCUGUGCAGGACUCUCCCUAUCCGGUCCAGUCUUCCUGUGCGGUGGUACGGUUCCCCUGUCCGGCCAUUCCAUUUCGAUUGAUAUCGCAGCAGAAAAAAGUGGGACGGUAUUUUGUGCGUGUAACAUGGCACUUAAGCGAAUCCAGAAAGAGCUUCAGGAUUUGGGUCGUGAUCCACCUGCACAAUGCAGCGCAGGUCCUGUCGGCGAUGAUUUGUUUCAUUGGCAGGCGACAAUAAUGGGUCCACCAGAAUCACCCUAUCAAGGUGGCGUCUUUUUCUUAACAAUUCAUUUUCCUACGGAUUAUCCAUUCAAACCACCGAAGGUAGCAUUCACAACUCGUAUGUAUCACCCAAAUAUCAACAGCAACGGUAGUAUUUGCUUGGAUAUAUUGCGUUCGCAGUGGUCACCAGCGCUUACCAUUUCUAAAGUACUUCUCUCGAUUUGUUCUCUUCUUUGCGAUCCAAAUCCAGAUGAUCCGUUGGUACCAGAAAUUGCUCGUGUUUACAAAACAGAUCGUGAUAGGUAUAAUCAAUUAGCUCGUGAAUGGACUCAGAAAUAUGCAAUGUGA